UGCAUGCAGGAAGCAAGUUAACCACCCACCUCUUAUAUAUGUACCACUAUAGGUUUGUAUCUCCCUCCAGUUGUGGUAGAGUAAUGUGAUUGGAUGUGGUUUAUUAUAGUCAGAAUUAAAUCCUUUGAUGGUGUCCACAACAGAUGGGGGGCUUGAGAGGCAUGUGGUUACAUGUACAUUGCAGCUCAUGUAUUGAAUGAUAGAGCAGAGCAGCACUAUUCCCCUAUAAUAGCUGAGUGUCUUGAUUGUAGCACUGUAGCUCUUAUGAUCUGUUGUCUAGCCUAGCUUAUAAUGAGAUGUUGUGCUUUCCUGGUUGCUCUUGUGUGAUGCUUGCAGUUAUCUGCAGUCUUGUCAGUGCCUCAGGCAAAGGUGAAGAUGUUAUUGCUUCCCAUGAAAGAAACGUGCGUCAAACUUCCCUGGGACUGUGUGACAAGGGAUCCAUCAGUGGCUCUACUGCUUGUGUGGACUGUUUCUGUAAUGGAUUCUCUGACAACUGCCUCUCUGACUCUGGCUGGUACCAAGCACAGGUGGGCUACUCCUCUAGCAAUGUCCCGGAAAUGAGUAGAUUUUCAACCAAUGGAAUCAAGGAACAGUCCGAGGAAUACCUGAGCGUUCGAUCAUCAUCCUCGCAGUCCGUGUACCUCUCCUUCCCAUCCGAGUUGCUUGGCGACAAGAGAACAGCGUAUGGUCAGAGCCUCUCUCUAAACCUCAGUCUGGGGGGCGGGGAUUUGUCACCCCCCCAAUGUCAGGUGACGCUAGAGUUGGAGAGUGGACUGAGCUUCAGAACUAGACACAAGCUGAGGACCACUCUACCGCCAGUGGGACCAGAGCCGACCGAAAUAGAGAUUCCGCUCACUGCUGGGAACUUUAUCCUGGAUCGGUACUACUUCAGAAGACAGGCUAACAGAAUGGAUGUCAGGAAGACACUGGCUGACAUCCGAGCUAUGAGACUGACUCUAACGUGUGAUCAGCCUCUUUCGCUUCGUUUGCAUUCUUUCUCUCUAAACUUUGCAACAUCAAACUCCUCAAUCGAGGGACCAGCUCAGCAACCUCUAGAGGAGGUGGGCUACGUGGAGCGCUGCUCCUGUCCGUCCAAUCGGGUUGGAGCAAACUGUGAGACAUGUGCCAAUGGCUACACCACAGAUCCUCCAUUUGGGGGAGAAUUUGCCCUCUGUGUGAGAUGUUUCUGUAGCUUUCAGUCGAGCAUUUGUGACCCGUUGUCUGGAGAGUGCAUGAACUGUACUGGUAAUACGAUGGGCGGAGAUUGUGAGCGGUGUGUGGAUGGUUACGAUCGGACCCAGCCUCUCACUAUACUGCCGUGUGAUCGCUGUGCUGAGGGAUACUGGGACAGUGGGGGUGGUGUGUGCACACCCUGCAGCUGCCACCUGGCUGGCUCCUCCUCUCCAGUCUGCAACCAGACCUCGGGGGUGUGUGCGUGUGCCGAGGGAUUUACUGGGGACCGUUGUGACUCUUGCUCUGCCUCAUCCAGUGGGACUUUCCCCAACUGUCAACCCUGCGACGAGUGUACUGAACAAUGGAUCGAGCAAAUCACGUCGCUAGAGGAUCAAGUCGAAACCACAAUUGAUUUUAUCACCUCGUUGAAUCUCACGAAUGAGACCAGUGUUAGUGUAGCUCCCGAGAUAGAGGAACUAUUGAGCCUAGUAGCGGAUAUCAAGGCUGCUCUGAACGGGAGUAUGAUCGAUUCUCUUGCAUCUGACGUAAACACCACCCACUCAAUCGUCUGUGCACUGCUUGAUCGCAUUCAGAGCUUGCUACAGAGAGCCGUCCAAACACAGGGUAGAAUCCAAAGCUUGGAACCAAUACCAGUAAAUAUCACAGAGCAGCUCGAGAUAAUAAGACUCUCACUCUUGCAACUGGACAUGGAAUUCGGUAAUCUCUCGCUAACAUUUGCUCAAGAAAACAUUUCUACAGUUGUCAACUAUGAGGAAUUUUUACAACUUGCACGCACAGCUCUUGAACGUUCUGACGUAGCAAGUCGUCUUGUCAGUGAAAAUAUUACCACAUUUUUAAGCCUGAUUGCCAAUUCUCUUGAAGUUUACAAUAACACGCUCGUCUCGAGUAAUUUUGAAUCUACGCUAGUCCAGCUUGAUGAGACCCUGGUUACUAUCGACAACAGAGUACAAGUGUAUCAAGCGUUUAUUGCCGAGUCUAACAGAGCUCUGUGUGGGGCAGAUAAUAGCACUGUAGUGAACUGUACGCUCGACUGUGGUGGUGUGUCAUGUGACACCUGUGGCGGUGGUAUCUCAUGUAGCAGCCUCUAUUCUGAUUCCAUCACUGCUCUGAAUAACUCACAGACAGCUGUGCGCUUGGCCGAGGAAGCUCUAAUGAGCAUACAAGAACAAGUGGACAGUUUACGAUCAUUUUUGGUACAAGUUGAACUAAGUCGGUCUUCAGCUGCCCUAGUUGAAGAGUCUGCCAACGCAACCAGAGCUAUAGGGGAGGAGUUACUGGGAAACCUGCUGACACUGAUUGCCCGCUUGGAGGGGGAGGUCAAUCGCAGCCGCACUGAUAUCAAUGAAAUUGCAAGGAGAGAGAAUUUUACGUUGUCGCUUCAACACGAUUUAGUCCCUGAAAUGUUUUUGGACCUUCUGGUUGAAAUCAAUUCGACCAUCGAUGCCUUCUUCUCCCAAGCUAAUGUCAGUGAGGAAGAUUUGAGAGGACGAGUAGAAGAAGCUCUCCAGAGAGCACUGAGAGCUGAUGAGCUCGCCCAAAUGAUCGUAUCUAAUGCAACAGCACUGGAAGAUGAGCUGGUGCUGUUAGGUACACAGCAAGUGGCAGCUGAGACAGUUGCCAAUAACACUCAACAGCUGUUGGAGCAGGCAGAGGAGGCCACUGGAGAGGCGGCACAGAUUCUAGACGGUACUGAAGGUUUGGUGGGUUCAUUGGGGUCACUGUUGGCUGGUCUGGAUGACAGACUAGACUCACUGCAGACCCAGAUAGAGCAGAACCUCAGAGACCUAGGCGUAGCUCGUAAUCUCACCACCAUCGCAGUGAGAGUGGCCAACCAGACUGAAGCAGACUCUUUGUCAGCUGAGGUGCAGUUUGAGGGACUGAGGGAGGAGGCCCAGAGGCUGUACAACCAGUCUGUGGAGGACCUCCAAAAUGCCCUGGGCAUUCAGAACAGGACCAUUGCUGUGCAGAGGCUCACACAGAACCAGCUGCUCCAGCUAGAGAAUUUGGAGCGUAUUAGGACAGCUCUGUUUCUGGAGCAGGAGGAAAUUCGUGCGGACGUUGGCAGAGUAGCCAAUGAGCUGGAGACGCUUGACCAGAACAUACGAGUACACAUCGCCCGCAACACCGCCUGCCUGGACACGGGGAUACUCAGCAAGAAGAAGAAGAGGCGGAGGAGAAGCUUCAAGUGAAUUAGAGACAUUGAACUAUUAUAGAUCCUGUCAAUUAUAUAUGACUAACUUUUUAUCUCUUCUUUUGUACUGAUCAUGCCAUCAAAAUAUAUUUUGUGUUAUUAAAUUUGCCCACUCCUUAUUCCACUUUGUUUACAAUCUUUUGUCUAAUGCUCUAGUCUAUUCUCUGGUUACUAUUGCGAUGAAUGAAGUCAUGUGACAUUAA
Messenger RNA from Halichondria panicea, 3588 nucleotides. Its product is annotated as laminin subunit alpha-1-like. Gene Ontology annotation, biological process: motor neuron axon guidance; tissue development; animal organ morphogenesis. The record is from RefSeq and is a predicted model, not a curated record. NCBI's taxonomy places the organism in Eukaryota, Metazoa, Porifera, Demospongiae, Suberitida, Halichondriidae. The transcript has 12 exons. Bases 297 to 3383 code for a protein of 1028 amino acids. Gene Ontology annotation, cellular component: basement membrane.